AUGGAACAGGUGCGAGGGCGCACAGCACAGGUGCAGCCGACCCACAGCCAGGCAGUGACGAACAGCGUACACCAGAACAUCUUCAAGGGAAUUUUCCUCUUCUUCGCUCAGGACAGUGGCGGGACCAACUUAUGCUUUCAUGGCCACCGCGCCAUCGAGGCGGCUCACCGAUCUAACCCAAAGAGCCUAGAGGCCUCUGCGAUCUUCACGCCACCUCUUAACUGCUUCACAUGCCUUCCGAGCUUGCUCUGGGUCCACCUGGCGGCGGCCCAUGCUUAUCAUCAGCAAAACCAGCAAAAUACCGAAGAUGGCCCGCGUCGGCGGUGGGUGGUGCUGCUGCUGCUGUAUCUCGUCGCUGGAUCCUCUGAUUGCGACGCUGAAGUGCUCAAACGAAAGCUCUACAAAAGGCUCUAGGGGCUCCGUGCCUGUAUCAACUGCAUACCCCCAUUUGAAAAAAUGUGGUUGUUAAUACCCGGGUGGUUGGUAAUACCCGCCAAUGCAAAUGCUAAUGUCGAUAUUUUUCACUGCAGUGCCCAACACAGACGAUCGGGAGAGAUUCGGGUGAUUGUCAGUUGCUGCUAUGAUGGCUUUGGUUGGUUGUUCUUUUUCACUAUACGGCCGCAGACACAUUCUGACAGCACUUCAGACAGCAGCUUUGUGCCCCGCCAGCUGCUUGUUCCAUGCCUACCAUGGUGUUUUUGUACAGACAGCAUAUUCAGACAGCAGUAUGCUGUAGUCGGCAAUCUUCCGUUUUGAUAUAGAGUGGGACAGGGAGGGGGUGAUGCUACUGUAGUCGAACGGUGGGACGGACGUGCAGUUCAGUUUUUGGGCACGCAUACGGUGCUGCAGGGAUUCUUAGGUGUAGUACCUCUUCGGGCUCUUGGAUACCUUU
Molecule: messenger RNA, 892 nt
Organism: Ectocarpus sp. CCAP 1310/34
Lineage: Eukaryota; Phaeophyceae; Ectocarpales; Ectocarpaceae
Source: the annotation of a GenBank genome assembly